UCCAUACUUUGUGUCUUGGUCCUGAUCUUCAGCAGUCUUACAGUCCCUCAUAGAAUUCUGCUCCUGAUAAUGUAUUUUAUUUCUGUCAUGCCAAUACACUGAAGAGAUUUGGCUGCUUUACACAAUACAAUUAAAAUACAGCAAAAAAUUCACAGACAAAUGAAAAUGAGACCUGGAGAGGUCCUUAUAGACUGCUUAGAGUCUGUUGAAGAUACCAAAGGAAACAAUGGAGACAGAGGUAGACUGCUUGUGACAAAUUUGCGGAUUAUUUGGCGCUCACUGUCAUUGCCCAGAGUCAAUCUCUCUGUUGGUUACAAUUGCAUUAUAAAUAUAACUACAAGAACUGCCAACUCAAAAUUACGAGGGCAGACAGAAGCUCUGUAUAUAUUGACUAAAUGUAACAAUACCCGGUUUGAGUUCAUAUUUACCAAUGUUGUCCCUGGGAGUCCCAGACUCUUCACUUCAGUUAUUGCUGUGCACAGAGCUUAUGAAACUUCUAAAAUGUAUCGUGAUCUGAAGCUGAGAAGUGCAUUGAUUCAGAACAAGCAACUGAGAUUACUACCACAAGAACAAAUAUAUGAUAAAAUCAAUGGAGUUUGGAAUUUGUCAAGUGACCAGGGAAAUUUGGGAACAUUUUUUAUUACUAAUGUGAGAAUAGUUUGGCAUGCAAAUAUGAAUGACAGCUUUAAUGUCAGCAUACCGUAUCUACAAAUCCGUUCAAUAAAAAUAAGAGACUCAAAGUUUGGCUUGGCGCUUGUGAUAGAGAGUUCUCAGCAGAGUGGAGGAUAUGUCCUUGGUUUUAAAAUAGACCCUGUGGAGAAACUACAGGAGGCAGUGAAAGAAAUUAAUUCACUUCACAGAGUUUAUUCUGCUAACCCUAUAUUUGGAGUGGAUUAUGAAAUGGAAGAAAAGCCUCAACUUCUUGAAGAUCUAACUGUGGAGCAGGUUCAAGAUGAUGUGGAAAUAGAAGCUGAUGAGCAUACAGAUGCAUUUGUGGCUUACUUUGCUGAUGAAAACAAGCAACAUGACGGGGAGCCUGUUUUUUCAGAAGAACUAGGACUUGCGAUAGAGAAGCUAAAGGAUGGAUUCACACUCCAGGGACUCUGGGAAGUAAUACCCUGAUUCAGAUUGUCACGUAUUUGUUUCUUAAACAAGGAAAGACUCUCAGUUCUUACUGUGCUUAUGAGAUCUGUAGAAGAUAAUUUAGAAAUAUCAGAGUAAACAUGCCAAAGAGUGGGUAAAUAUUGAAUAGUAUGACCUCAGGAUAUGUCAUAAAGGAAAGAUUAUUCAAAACCCUUGUAUGUGUAAAAGUGUUGUAUUUAUUAGGUUGUGUAAAGAGCUGGAGGACUACCAGUAUCUAAUGUAAGAAGGAGCAUGGCCCCAGCUGCUGGUGGAGGCUGUGCCCUCUGCAGACACUCACACAUUCCACAAGCCUCAGACGUCUUGCCCUUCCUCUGGUCCCACAGUUUAAGGCCCCAGGAAGUCCCUCCUCUGUCAGGCUGUGAGGACCUGGAAGUUCCUUCCCAUUUUAUUUCCACUGCCAUUACGUAAAAUGUCAUAUGCCACAUUUUCACUCUGCUUUUGAUUGGCUGACUGUGGGUUUUGACACACUCAUA
Molecule: messenger RNA, 1616 nt
Organism: Melopsittacus undulatus (budgerigar)
Lineage: Eukaryota; Metazoa; Chordata; Aves; Psittaciformes; Psittaculidae
Gene: BBS5
Product: Bardet-Biedl syndrome 5
Exons: 12
Coding region: 160-1122 (320 amino acids)
Biological process (GO): cilium assembly; intracellular transport
Cellular component (GO): BBSome; ciliary basal body
Molecular function (GO): phosphatidylinositol-3-phosphate binding
Source: RefSeq, a predicted model, not a curated record